This is a messenger RNA of Puccinia triticina, 255 nucleotides long. RefSeq lists its product as uncharacterized. Bases 1 to 255 code for a protein of 84 amino acids. NCBI's taxonomy places the organism in Eukaryota, Fungi, Basidiomycota, Pucciniomycetes, Pucciniales, Pucciniaceae. The transcript has 2 exons. The record is from RefSeq and is a predicted model, not a curated record.
AUGGACAAGGACAGCCCUCAACUCGUGGACAAGGACAGCCCUCAACUCGUGGACGAGGACAGCCCUCAACUCGUGGACAAGGACAGCCCUCAACCCGUGGACGAGGACAGCCCUCAACUCGUGGACGAGGACAGACCUCAACUCGUGGACCUUCUGAUCGUGGCCAAGAAGGUUUGGAUGAACGACCAAGUCCUAGCCACCCCCCGGGCACCAACCACAAUCCCGAAGAGCAGAAUGAGAACGAAGAAGCAAUAG